Molecule: messenger RNA, 331 nt
Organism: Dovyalis caffra
Lineage: Eukaryota; Viridiplantae; Streptophyta; Magnoliopsida; Malpighiales; Salicaceae
Source: the annotation of a GenBank genome assembly
GAUAUCUUUUUCACAUUAUUACUUGUGGGCAACUGCAACUCUCCUUUCAGACAAUGAAGUCUUGGACGGACUUCAAUACUCCAUUAUUCGUAUGGAAAAUGAUCAGCAAGUUCAAUCCCUGAUUAAUGAUCAGGUAAACAAGUUCUGCCAUGCUGAUGAUUAUUUCCAGGAGUAUGUUGUAAAGACAAUAAAGACUGUUGAUCCAGCCCAGUUUUGGUCAGCAUUCGGAAAUCACUGCUCGGAGAUACGGGGAUUGGCGAUUCCUAUCCUAAGUCAGACCUGUGAUGGUGCUGUCAGGUACAGGAUAAACAGGAACUUGGCAGAGAAGUUG